GGGCAGCGGCUUUGUAUCCACCGCUACCACCGCUAUUAACAUUAACGGUUACCACCCUUUCUCACCGAUACUUUUUAUUAUUAUUAUUUUUUCUCGAUUCUCUAAACAUCUUUCCUCGUUUGACCUGGAGUCAACAAAAGAAGAAGACUCAUUACUCUCCCAUCCUUUUGGCGAUUGAUUAAUACCUCAAGACUCUUUUUUUUCUUGCUCUUAAUUAAUAAGGAAACCCGACAGCCCACCAUGGAUGAGAUCGCCAAAGAGUACGAUGUCAUCGUCUUGGGCACUGGCUUGACCGAGUGUAUUCUCUCCGGUGUGUUGAGUGUCAAGGGCAGGAAGGUGUUGCAUAUUGAUCGCAACGAUCACUACGGAGGAGAGGCCGCAUCCGUAAAUCUCGAAACGCUAUUCAAGAAGUACGGUAACUUCACAAAAGGCGACGAGCCAUGGAAGAAGUACGGCCGACCCAACGACUGGAACAUCGACUUGGUUCCUAAGCUCCUCAUGUCCUCCGGCGAGCUGACCAACAUCCUCGUCUCCACCGACGUCACGCGCUAUCUCGAAUUCAAGCAGGUUGCUGGCAGCUUCGUCCAACAAAAUUCGGGUGCUAAGGCUACCAUUGCCAAGGUCCCCUCCGAUGCCGCCGAAGCUCUGCGAUCCCCUCUUAUGGGCAUCUUCGAGAAGCGACGGAUGAAGAGCUUCAUAGAAUGGGUCGGUACUUUUGAUAUUAAGGACUCCGCUACACACAAGGGUCUCGACUUGAGCAAGACUACGAUGAGGGAAGUCUACGACAAGUUUGGUCUUGAGGCCGGCACCCGAGACUUCGUCGGCCACGCCAUGGCCCUCUACCUUAAUGAUAACUACCUUGAUGAUGCUGGCAAGGCCCCUGAGACUAUCGAGCGUAUUAGGAUGUACGGUAACUCGGUAGCGAGAUACGGCAAGUCCCCUUACAUCUACCCGCUGUACGGUCUUGGUGAGCUGCCCCAGGGUUUUGCUCGUCUAUCCGCCAUCUACGGUGGUACCUAUAUGCUUAACACCUCAGUCGAUGAGGUCGUAUACGAAGGCAGCAAGGCCACGGGCAUCAAGGCCACCAUGACCGGCAUUGAGCCCGAGAUGAAGUUCGAGACCAAGGCUAAGCUGAUUCUUGGUGACCCUUCGUACUUCCCCAACAAGGUAAAGGUUGUUGGCCACGUUCUCAAGGCUAUCUGCGUCUUGAAGCACCCCUUGGCCGGUACCAACGACUGCGAUUCCUGCCAAUUGAUUAUCCCUCAAUCCCAGGUUGGUCGUAAGAACGAUAUCUACGUUGCCUGCGUCUCGUCGGCACAUAACGUGUGCCCCAAGGGCUACUACAUCGCCAUCGUAUCCACGAUUGCUGAGACAUCCGCCAACCACCACCUAGAGCUGCAACCCGGUCUAGACCGCCUCGGUAAGAUCGAGGAACAAUUCAUGGGACCUCCCAUCCCGCUCUACGAACCCCUCGAGGACGGUAAGAAGGACAACAUCUUCAUCUCCAAGAGCUACGACGCUACGUCGCACUUCGAGACGACCACGGAUGACGUUAAGGACAUCUACGCGCGCGCUACCGGCGAGGAGUUGAAGGUAGAGGGCCUCCGAGAGGGACUCCAAGUCGCUGAGGAAUAAGCAGGUAUCUUAGUAAUAAUUGGGGAUGAUCAAGUCGAGGACGUGUAGCCAGAAUUUAGUUACUACGGACGGGAUGAGUCAAAUCAAACUGAAUCGAGCGGGAUAUUACAUAGGCGAAGGCAUGACGGCCGAAUAUAAGUGUAGCUUGCUUUUUAGUAGUUUUGCUGCUGUUUGUUUGCUUUCGUGGGGUGGCAGAUAGUGUUGAUAUAGGAGUUCGACAUCACGUUAUGUGCCAUGCCUUGUAUGCUUCCGCCUAGUGUCUUGUGUGCUUGUGUUGAAUAUUUGAGGAGUUUUAAGAGAAGGUGUGUUGAAGUUUGUGUUACGUCUGGAUUGUCUCAUAAUUCGCCAUUCAUGAGGAUUAUGCCCUACGUUCGUCGAUAUAAGAUAGUAGCUGUGUUUAAAUAUAGGUGGCUUGCUUCA
Messenger RNA from Hypoxylon trugodes, 2055 nucleotides. RefSeq names its product rab GDP-dissociation inhibitor. The transcript has 8 exons. Gene Ontology annotation, biological process: protein transport; vesicle-mediated transport; small GTPase-mediated signal transduction. Lineage: Eukaryota; Fungi; Ascomycota; Sordariomycetes; Xylariales; Hypoxylaceae. Gene Ontology annotation, cellular component: cytoplasm. The coding region runs from base 241 to 1635 and encodes 464 amino acids. The record is from RefSeq and is a predicted model, not a curated record. Gene Ontology annotation, molecular function: Rab GDP-dissociation inhibitor activity.